AUUUUGAAAACCCUAACCUCUCUGAGUUCGAUCCUUUUCCGAUGUACGGAACCGAGAAUAACCGAGAUGAUUCGGAGCGAACGGCGUUCAGAAGAUCAGAGAAGAAGUACAAGCUCUACUACGACUACAAUGCUUCUUCCAAGAACAAAAAGAAAAAACAACCUAAACCCGUGGACUUAGCGGAGGUCCUUGACUUUAGAUCUAUUCUAGAAUGCUAUCACCAAAACGCUGUGCUUCCUUCGGGUGUUAUCGUUCUUCACGACAAGUUCACCUCUCCGGUUUUUGCUUUACAAAAUCGCCCAGGCUUUUAUUUUAUUCCUGGGGCAUUAAGCAUAGAGAAACAAUGUAGUUUGAUAAGGGAGAGUUUGACUGAUUUUCCGCAGCCACCUAACAGAACAAAUCACAAUGCCUUGUAUGGUCCUAUUCAGGACGUGUUCGUUGCAGCUAAGGAAGGGAAACUUUUGGUUGAAGACAACUCUCCAAUUACUUCUUCUGAAACUUAUGCUGAUAUUGAUCAUAGAGAUGAUAAGGAAUGGAAGUUUACUACUGAAAAGGACAUGUCGUUGAGAAAGUGCAGAACAGUUUCUGCUUCUGUGUUACUUAGAAAGUUGCGAUGGAGCACCCUUGGCCUACAAUUUGAUUGGUCCAAGCGGAAUUAUGAUGUAUCUCUCCCACAUAACAAAAUCCCUGAAGCAUUAUGUGAGCUUUCCAAACAAUUGGCAAAACCUGCUUUGCCUGGUGGUGUUGAGUUCAGACCUGAUGCUGCAAUAGUGAAUUACUUCGGCCUAGGGGACACAUUGGGUGGCCACCUUGAUGACAUGGAAGCAGAUUGGAGCAAGCCUAUUGUUAGUCUAAGUCUGGGCUGCAAAGCUAUAUUUCUUUUGGGAGGAAAAUCCAGAGAGGAUACUCCCUUGGCAAUGUUCCUUCGAAGCGGUGAUGCUGUACUUAUGGCUGGAGAUGCAAGGGAAUGCUUUCAUGGGGUUCCUCGGAUCUUCACAGAUAAAGAAAAUGCUGAAAUAGGCCAUCUUGAGACACGGCUGACGCAUGAAGAUGAUAUUUGUUUCUUAAAAUACAUUCAAACAUCUAGAAUCAACAUCAAUAUCAGACAAGUUUUUUGAGUAGUAUGUUCUUUUCUUUCGAAGUGAAAUUUGUUUUAUUAGCUCAAGGAACAAAAAAAUGAUGUAUGAUUUCUAUUUAACGUGAUUAUUGCUUUAUAUGACAAGCGAGUCCUAUCCAGCAAACCUGGCGCUGCUAAGGUACUUUUCCUUCUGUUAAUUCUUCGUGAAUUGUUGAGUCGGGGAAUUGGGAGGUAAACUUGAUAAUAGUAGCUUUUUAGCCUGUUUGGUUUCGUGUUA
This is a messenger RNA of Glycine soja, 1355 nucleotides long. RefSeq names its product alpha-ketoglutarate-dependent dioxygenase alkB-like. The transcript is spliced from 7 exons. The coding region runs from base 42 to 1118 and encodes 358 amino acids. Gene Ontology annotation, biological process: oxidative RNA demethylation. Gene Ontology annotation, molecular function: broad specificity oxidative DNA demethylase activity; oxidative RNA demethylase activity; ferrous iron binding. Gene Ontology annotation, cellular component: nucleus; cytoplasm. The record is from RefSeq and is a predicted model, not a curated record. Lineage: Eukaryota; Viridiplantae; Streptophyta; Magnoliopsida; Fabales; Fabaceae.